CAGUGUAGUAUCACGUGGUAUCGUGACGUGACACAGUAGUACUAUAUAGGGCUUAGAUAGAGAGACAGAGCCUGCCCUAGAAAGGCUAGACUAAGCCUCUACUGCUAGGCUAGAGAGAGACAUGUUGUGCAUAGGGAUCGGUAGAUAAACUUUCAAAACAAAAAGAUAAUCAUAACGAAAAAUAGAGAAUCGUCCUCACUAAGAGGACCAAAGUUAGGUAAAUAUGAAUAUAUAUUAUAUUUGCAAUGAUAUAUCAAAAUAACAUCGUUUAUUAGUCCUCAUGAACAGAGUAAUGAAAGUUUAUGCAGCAUCAGUGUUACAAAGAUUUACGCGCGCACGCUGUGUGGUGACAACAUGGCCAAACUCUAUCUACGGCUCUGUUCUAGUGAAAAGCAGACUGAAAACAUUUCUUUAAUAUCACAGUAUUGGUAAACAGAAUUGACACUAACCAAGAUGCAAGAUUCCAGAUACAAGAAAACUUCAUUGUCAUAUGAUUCAUACAACGAAAAAGAUGAAAAUGAUGAUGGAAGUGGAAAGUCCACCGAUGGGUUUAUGAAGAAAUAUUCAAAUAUAAUCAAAAGACGAGUAAACUAUACCCAGGAAAUGUGUCGCAAACAUAAAAGCGUCAUUCCAAGGAUGAAAAGACGGCCAAAUCUACUUGUGAAUGAGGAACACAAGCUUGUUUACUGCCAAACACCUAAAGUUGCAACAGUUAGCUGGUGCAAAAUUUUCUUGACUUUUUCUGGAUUUAAAAACUAUUCGGAGGUUGUAAAGAUGAGCGUUGAUGAGGUGGCAGCGGCGUGGAAAAAGCACGUUCCGCACCUUUCUCAUUUUCCUGCCGAAAAACAAAAGAAAAUAAUGUCCACCUACACCAAGAUAAUGUUUGUAAGGAACCCGUUAACACGACUGCUGUCAGCCUACAAUGAUUUAUUAGUUGCAAAGAAUACUUCAACUGGCAAGCAACUAAGGUUCCAGCACAGGACAAGCAAAGACGUUUUAACUAAUUUCAGACCAGGAAAUACCUCCAAAAGUUAUGAUACAACAUUUAGGGAUUUCGUUAAAAUGAUAGUUUCCAAAACACACUAUAUAAGGAACAUCCAUUGGAAUAAUAUGCAUUCAGUAUGUUAUCCGUGUGACAUUGAUUAUGACGUCAUCGGUCGAUUGGAGGAUAUUGAGAAUGAUUCAAACUAUAUACUUAAACAUGUCGGAGCUGGUUUUAAAUUUCCUAAACAGACUGGGAUUCAUUUUACAAACAGCUCAAGCUAUGACAAGGUUCGCAGAAGCUAUGCUACAAUUUCAGACUCAGAUCUUCAGGAUUUAUAUCAAAAAUAUAAAUAUGACUAUAUAUUGUUUGAUUAUGAUAAAGGUCUGCCAAGGCUCUAGGACUCGGUAUAUUAUAUAAUAUAUUGUAAUAUGAUCAUAUUAUUAGCAUAUAAUAUAUCAUAUCAUAUAUCAUCACAUAUUAUACAGAACUGGGCUAGACUGGGUUAAACUUUUUCUUUCAUUUCAUAUUAUGACAAACACAAAAAGAAGUAGUGAUAGAACAUUAAAGUUUGAAUCAUGUUCGUUCAAUUACAAAUGAAUAUUAACUAAUGAAAGUGAUAUUCUUUCUGAUCAUAAAAAAUAAAUAUACAUUAUAAUAGAUUUUCACCAAUAUAAAACACUGAACAGCAACCAUAUAACGUCACCAUUUGUUGCACAUACUCAAUUAUAAUUACAAAAAGUUGUCUACUUUAGAAUAUUAUUUUCCAAUUAAUUACUAAUUAUAUAAUUGAUUUUACUAUAUAUUUGAUUUCAAUUUUAUAUAAUAUUUCUAGCUAAAUGUGAAGAAUUAACCUUUAAAAACUCCAGAUAAAAAAUGGUACCGUCCUUGAAAUGUGUGACCUUAGUGCAAACAUAUAAUUAAUGCACUACCAUUAAAAAAUUAAAGGUAAUUGCCCACAUUUAGAUACAAUUAUAAUAAAUUCUGUGUUACCGACAUUAAACGUUUCAAGUAAGCCUAUAAGAAUUUUAGAAUUUUCCAGUUCAUAUUGGUUUUUAUUUGUUCAACUUUAUUCUGUAAUGUAUGUAUGUGUUCUGUGUCUGUGAUUAAUUUUGUUUUUAAUUUCAUUAUCCAUUUUUACUAUCACAAUCUGUCAUUUUUUAGAUUUGGUUCUUGCAAUAUUUAUAAUUAGGUAUAUAUUAAUUGUAGUGGUAGUUGAUUUGAACAAUAAAUGCAUAUAUUUAACAAUGUUCAACAUAAAUAUAAUAAUAACUUUAUUUAAUAAAGCGCAAAACAAUAUCCAUUAAAAAUGUUCACCGGCGCUGUACAGAAUUUUAAAAUAUACAUAGGCCUAGGCCUACAUACAAUUUAAACAUACAUACAUAAGAAAUACACAUUAAAAUCAAAUAGAAUUGAUUGAAACCAAUAAUCAUCAGAAAAUCACAAUACCAUUUAACACAUCAAAAAUCUAAAUUGAAAUAAAAGAAAACGCGACAUGAAAGAGAACGAUAAAACACUAAAAUAUUUUUGGAUUUUGUAAAAGGAAAAGACAAGACAAGUCCACCAAACCGUCACAAAAUUUACAUCAAAAAGUUAAAAAAUAAAUGUAAUGCCGAUAAAAAAAACUACAGGACAUCAUGUGUCUUGGAAAUUUAAAAUAAAGAGCUAUUAAAAUGCAAUGCCGAUUAGAAAAAAUGUUCAAUAGAAAACUCAAGGUUUUGUAUAAUACCCUAGCAAACAUAAAACGUUACUAAAACGUUCGCAAAACGUUGGGAAGGUUGUGGUACGCUUAUAGUAGCAAAAAAUAACGUGAACAACAUUGCAACAAUGUUUGCAACGUUAUUUAGUCAGAAAUGACAUUAUAAAUAUGUUUUUAUGGUUCUACAAAAACCCGUUUUGAAUUUUAUUAUAACGUAAAUUUUAUUAUAACGUAAACUUGUUAGCUAGGAAUGGACAUAUUGAAGAUACAGUUUCUGUUUAA
Molecule: messenger RNA, 2963 nt
Organism: Anneissia japonica
Lineage: Eukaryota; Metazoa; Echinodermata; Crinoidea; Comatulida; Comatulidae
Product: carbohydrate sulfotransferase 11-like
Exons: 2
Coding region: 454-1383 (309 amino acids)
Biological process (GO): carbohydrate biosynthetic process
Cellular component (GO): membrane
Molecular function (GO): sulfotransferase activity
Source: RefSeq, a predicted model, not a curated record